This is a messenger RNA of Brassica rapa (field mustard), 578 nucleotides long. Its product is annotated as calvin cycle protein CP12-2, chloroplastic. Gene Ontology annotation, cellular component: chloroplast. NCBI's taxonomy places the organism in Eukaryota, Viridiplantae, Streptophyta, Magnoliopsida, Brassicales, Brassicaceae. Gene Ontology annotation, biological process: negative regulation of reductive pentose-phosphate cycle. The record is from RefSeq and is a predicted model, not a curated record.
CAGUUUAUGUGAACUAUCUUCUUCUUUUAUCCAAAAAAAAUCCUCCAACAAUGGCAACUAUAGCUGCUACUAGUCUUAACAUUGGAAUCCAACUAGCAGUCAUCACCAGCGAGGCUCGACCAGUUAGUCUCGCAGGUCCAGUCCGUUUGAACAAUCCUUGGAAUCUUGGUUCAAGAACAACGAACCGGAUGGCGGCAGUUAGGCCGGUUAAAGCGACGCCAGAAGGAGUGAUAUCGGAUAAAGUGGAGAAGAGCAUCAAGGACGCAGAGGAGACUUGUGCGGGAGAUCCAGUGAGUGGAGAGUGUGUAGCUGCGUGGGACGAGGUCGAGGAGCUAAGCGCAGCAGCUAGCCACGCUAGAGACAAGAAGAAAGACUCCGACCCUUUGGAGGAAUACUGCAAAGACAAUCCCGAGACUAACGAGUGUCGUACUUACGAUUGAAAAACUGAUCCGUCAUGUUCCAGAAUCCCGUCCUUAUAUUUCAUACAAAUCUUUUGUUCCGGUCAAUUUGGUGAUAUGAUAUGAAUGCUGUCUUUGAGACUCAAGCAGGUUAUAUACUUUGUAAUUUGGCAAGAUUUA